Messenger RNA from Hermetia illucens (black soldier fly), 2821 nucleotides. It is a transcript of the gene Mtpalpha, whose product is annotated as trifunctional enzyme subunit alpha, mitochondrial. The record is from RefSeq and is a predicted model, not a curated record. The transcript is spliced from 6 exons. Gene Ontology annotation, cellular component: mitochondrial fatty acid beta-oxidation multienzyme complex; mitochondrion. Gene Ontology annotation, molecular function: enoyl-CoA hydratase activity; long-chain (3S)-3-hydroxyacyl-CoA dehydrogenase (NAD+) activity; NAD+ binding. Gene Ontology annotation, biological process: fatty acid beta-oxidation. Lineage: Eukaryota; Metazoa; Arthropoda; Insecta; Diptera; Stratiomyidae. The coding region runs from base 232 to 2562 and encodes 776 amino acids.
UACAGAAGACAUUCGAUUGCGGGUUGGGGAUCGGUGGCGGACGUUUAGCGGUUUCCAGUCUUCGGCCGAAUUGCUCCCAUCAAAUCCACUGUGUACAGUUUUACAUAAUUUUAGAGUUAAAAAGUGACCAAAUCCUACUUAAGAACGUUUUAAGUUGUAUUCGUUUCUUCCCCGUUGUAUUGGAAUUAAAGUUGUCCCUGGAUUUGAAGCGGAACGACCGACUCAGCGAGAAUGUCGACAAUAAGGUUAUUGGGAGCACUAGGACAUUUGUCCAAAAAUCAACUAGUCCACCGGAAAAUUGCUGCAGCAAAAGCCUUUAAUGCAGCUAGAUACAUGGCCUCCGCCGCAGCACAAAAGCACAUGAAGACCAAAGUGGUCGACGAUGUUCUUGUCGUAACCAUGGACUCGCCGAAUGUUAAAGUAAAUUCGUUAGGAGAAGAGUUCACAUCAGAAUUCAUAAACGUAUUCAAGGAGAUUGAAACAAACCCUGCGAUUAAAUCAGCCGUGUUGAUAUCUGGCAAACCAGGUUGUUUCAUAGCUGGUGCUGACAUUGGAAUGCUGGAGAAAUGUUCGUCAGCUGCGGAAGCAGAAAAAAUUUCUCAUGAAGCACAAAUUGCAUUCGAUCGUAUGGAACACAGCGGCAAGCCGAUUGUAGCAGCGAUCAAUGGAGUGUGUUUAGGCGGCGGAUUAGAGUUUGCUAUGGCUUGUCACUACAGAGUUGCGACUAAAGAUAAAAAGACUGGAUUGGGUUUGCCAGAGGUUAUGCUUGGAUUGCUGCCAGGUGGUGGGGGCACUCAACGUCUGCCAAAGCUUACGUCCGUCCCAACAGCUUUAGAUAUGGCGCUAACAGGGAAAACCGUUAAGUCAGAUCGCGCCAAGAAAAUGGGCCUUGUUGAUUUGGUCGUGAGCCCCAUUGGACCAGGAUUACAGCCGGCUGAGAAGAACACCAUUGAGUUUUUAGAAAAUGUUGCAGUGAACAUUGCAAAGGAUCUGGCAUCAGGAAAAUUGAAGGUUGAUCGUACUAAAAAAGCAUUAUCCGAUAAAAUUUUGAAUUAUGCACUUGGUUUUGAUUGGGUUAGAAACCAGAUUUUUGGCAAAGCGAAAGCCCAAGUAAUGAAAAUGACCGGUGGUCUGUACCCAGCUCCACUUAAGAUUUUGGAAGUGAUUCGAACUGGGGUAGAAAAAGGGUCAACAGCUGGCUACGAGGCGGAACGUAAAGGUUUCGGUGAACUAGCUAUGACUCCGCAAUCGAAGGGCCUUAUUGGACUUUUCCGUGGCCAAACCGAGUGCAAGAAAAAUCGUUUUGGAACUCCGAAAACCCCGAUAAAAACCAUUGGUGUUCUGGGCGCCGGUCUAAUGGGGGCUGGUAUUGUUCAAGUCAGUGUCGAUAAAGGUUACAAAGUGGUGAUGAAAGAUACGAACGAUGCAGGACUGAAUCGUGGAAUCGAUCAAAUACAAACUGGUUUACAGAAUGCGAUUAAGAGGAAACGUAUAUCUUCACUUGAACGCGACAAAAUACUUGCACACCUGGUUCCUACCCUGAAUUACAAUGAUUUCCGAGAUGCUGAUAUUGUAAUUGAGGCAGUUUUUGAGAAUAUCAAUGUAAAACAUCAGGUUAUCAAGGAAAUCGAAGCAGUGGUACCAAAACAUUGCAUAAUCGCGACAAAUACAAGCGCCAUUCCGAUCACAAAAAUAGCUGCGGGCAGCUCACGACCUGAAAAUGUUAUUGGAAUGCACUACUUCUCACCAGUUGACAAAAUGCAGCUGUUGGAAGUGAUUAGGCAUCCGAAGACGUCAGAUGAUACUGCGGCGGCUGCAGUAGCUGUUGGAUUGAAGCAGGGAAAGAUUGUUAUUACCGUGGGAGAUGGCCCAGGAUUCUACACUACCAGAAUUCUUUCGACAAUGCUUUCAGAAGCUAUCAGGUUACUGCAAGAAGGAGUCAAUCCAAAAGAUUUAGAUAAAAUGACCAAGUCGUUCGGAUUUCCAGUUGGAGCUGCGACACUAGCAGAUGAAGUAGGAAUUGAUGUUGGCGCACACAUUGCAGUGGACUUAGCGAAGGCGUUCGGCGCACGUAUUAGUGGUGGAGAUUUGGGUGUUAUGGACGAUUUAGUAAAGGCUGGAUUUUUAGGUCGUAAGUCAGGUAAAGGCAUCUUUGUAUAUGAGAAGAAUUCACGUGGCAAGGAGCGAGAAGUUAAUGAAGCAGCUUUCGAAAUUCUUCGACAAAAAUACACACUUCAGCCGAAAGGAGCAGAUUCUGUAGAAGAUCAACAGUUACGAAUGGUAUCGCGAUUUGUGAACGAGGCUGUCCUUUGUCUUGAGGAAAAAAUUCUUGAUAACCCAUUGGAAGGCGAUGUAGGAGCGGUAUUUGGGCUUGGUUUCCCGCCAUUUACAGGUGGUCCGUUCAGAUGGGUGGAUCAAUAUUCAGCGUCAAAGUUGGUAGAUAAAAUGCACUCAUAUGCUGAUUUAUAUGGAGAGCCAUUCAAACCCGCCCAAACGCUGAUAGAUAUGGCUAAAGAUCCUUCAAAGAAGUUCCAUAAAGCAACAACUCAGUCUAAGUUGUAGAUAACACACUGAUAAGCAUUUGCAGAAUGUAUCAUUUAACAAAUUUCUGAUGGCAUUUUUCAUCACAUUGCUAUAAUAAACGUUUGAAGGGCAUAAAGACUUACUGCCAAAUCGAUAAGAAGACAUUUGAUAAGUGCCUGCGGAAUAACAUUUUUCAAGGAGCUGAAUAUUGUUACGACUUAUAUUUUUUAUCAUCGUGUAAGCUCCAAAUAAUUUAUUUUUUCAAUCCGGAAAUAAAAAGUCGUUAAUAUAUUUAUAA